Molecule: messenger RNA, 1481 nt
Organism: Pipra filicauda (Wire-tailed manakin)
Lineage: Eukaryota; Metazoa; Chordata; Aves; Passeriformes; Pipridae
Product: tumor necrosis factor ligand superfamily member 10-like
Exons: 5
Coding region: 46-1029 (327 amino acids)
Biological process (GO): immune response
Cellular component (GO): membrane
Molecular function (GO): tumor necrosis factor receptor binding
Source: RefSeq, a predicted model, not a curated record
CGGGACCGGGACAGCGGGACCGGGACAGCGGGACCGGGCCGGGCCAUGGCCCCGCACCCGCCCAGCGCCGGGCACUACCUGCGCUCCGACAGCGGCGGCUCGGAGGCGCCCAUGCUGGCGGAGGGUCCCGGUCCCGGCCCCGCUCCCGGUCCGGACGGCGGCCCCGGGGCGGUGCGGGGGCAGCGGCGGCGGCGGCGGUGCGGUCCCCUGUGGGGCAGCGUGGCUGUCAUGGCCAUCCUGGCAGUGCAGAUCGCCUCCACCACCGGCCUCUUCGUCUACUUCACCAUGGCCAUCUCCAAGCUGAAAUCCCAGGCUCCGGGGAGUGCGGAAGAGCUGCGGUGUCUGCAGAUGCUCAAUCAGCAGCCCGAGGGCUCCAGCCUGGAGGAGCUGAGCAGCAGCCAGACCUGCCUCAAGCUGGCCAGCACCAUCAAAGCCUACGUGGCCACGGUGACAGAGAACAUCCUCCGCAGGAGCGCAGUGAAGGAGGCCUGGCGGAGCUACUUCAACACCUCGGAGGGGCAGGUUCCUCCCAAAACAGCCGGGAAGCCCUCGGCACAUCUCACCCUCCGCCCUCAGAGCCUGACCCAGGAUGGAGCCUCGGAGCGCUUCGGGAACCUGUCUCAGUCGUGCCGCCACGCCAUCACCCGCUGGGAGCACAGCACCCUGCACUCCCACCUGCAGAACAUCACCUACCGCGACGGGCGGCUCCGGGUCGAGCAGCCGGGCAAGUACUACGUGUACUCCCAGAUCUAUUUCCGCUACCGCAGCGCCGGCGCCCAGGAGUCGGGCCCGCAGCUCGUGCAGUGCAUCCAGUGGCAGCCACCCCACAGCCAGCCCAUCCUGCUGCUCAAGGGCGUGGGCACCAAGUGCUGGGCACCCGAGGCGGACUACGGGCUGCACGCGCUCUACCAGGGCGGACUGUUCGAGCUCAAGGCCGGCGACGAGCUCUUCGUCUCCGUGUCCUCCUUGGCCAUCGACUACAACGACGCAGCUGCCAGCUACUUCGGGGCCUUCCGGCUCGACCUCUGACACCCCCUCUGCUCCCACCUGCCCGCUGAUGCUCCCACGUGGCCCCGGGACAGCGGCCCAAUGGCCAGGGGGUGGCACAGGGUCCUUCCCAGUGUGUCCUGUCCUUUGCGGUGAGGGACAAACCAGAGAGGGCACGAGGCGCGGCUGCCCGCAGGGACCUGCUGUGCUUGGGGCCACCAUCCAGGUGGGAGGAAGCCUGAGACCCUGGAAGGGUCCCCAAGGACUUACAGAGGACAUGCAUGAUGGGAGACAUCCCAGCCCUGGUGGCACAUCACCUCCCAGGCCCUGCAGCAGGAAGGGCACCAGGGCCACACCUGCCAUGGCAAGACACAGUGUCCCCGUGAUGGGGUGACCCUCCACGAGUCUGACCCCACCUCGGGCAGGGACAGCCCCAGCUGGGCUGUGGGUGCCAGGGACCCUGGGCUGGAGGUGCUGGGGCAGCAGCCAGGGUG